Molecule: messenger RNA, 4321 nt
Organism: Equus caballus (horse)
Lineage: Eukaryota; Metazoa; Chordata; Mammalia; Perissodactyla; Equidae
Gene: LGR5
Product: leucine rich repeat containing G protein-coupled receptor 5
Biological process (GO): hormone-mediated signaling pathway; activation of adenylate cyclase activity; adenylate cyclase-activating G protein-coupled receptor signaling pathway
Cellular component (GO): plasma membrane
Molecular function (GO): protein-hormone receptor activity; protein binding; G protein-coupled peptide receptor activity
Source: RefSeq, a predicted model, not a curated record
CGCCUCGCGCUCCCCUCGGGCCCGGAGCCGCGGGAGCAGCAGGAGGAGCAGGAGCAGCAGGAGCCGAGGGGCGCGCGGCGCGGCAUGGACGCCCCCUCGGUCGGCGCGCUCCUGGCCCUGCCCGCCCUGCUCCAGCUGGCAGCUGCGGGCGGCUCGCCGGGGCCGGGCGCGCUGCUGCGGGGCUGCCCCGCGCGCUGUCGCUGCGAGCUGGACGGCAGGACGCUGCUGCGGGUGGACUGCGCGGACCUGGGGCUCGCGGCGCCGCCCGCCGACCUCAGCGCCUUCACCUCCUUCCUAGACCUCAGCAUGAACAACAUCAGCCAGCUGCCCCCGCACCCCCUGCGCGGCCUCCGCUUCCUGGAGGAGCUACGCCUCGCCGGAAACGCCUUGACCUCUGUUCCCAAGGGAGCAUUCGCCGGCCUUUACAGCCUCAAAGUUCUUAUGCUGCAGAACAAUCACCUGAGACAGGUACCUGCAGAAGCUCUCCAGAAUUUACGAAGCCUUCAGUCCCUGCGGCUGGACGCCAACCGCAUCGGCCGCGUGCCCCCCGGCUGCUUCGGCGGCCUGCGCGCCCUGCGGCACCUGUGGCUGGACGACAACGCGCUGACCGAGGUGCCCGUCCGCGCCUUCCGGAGCCUCCCGGCGCUGCAGGCCUUGACCCUGGCCCUGAACAGCAUCCGCCACGUCCCGGACGGCGCCUUCGCGGAGCUCUCCAGCCUGGUGGUUCUGCAUCUCCAUAACAAUAGAAUCCACUCCCUGGGAAAGAAGUGCUUUGAAGGGCUCCACAGCCUGGAGACGCUAGAUUUAAAUUAUAAUAAUCUUGAUGAAUUCCCCACUGCAAUCAGAACACUCUCCAACCUUAAAGAACUAGGGUUCCACAGCAACAACAUCAGGCUGAUCCCCGAGAAAGCGUUUGUAGGCAACCCUUCUCUCGUUACAUUACAGUUCUACGACAACCCCAUCCAGCUUGUCGGAAGAUCUGCUUUUCAGCAUUUGCCUGAACUGAGAACGCUGACUUUGAAUGGUGCCUCACAAAUCACUGAGUUUCCUGAUUUAACUGGAACUGGGAGCCUAGAGGGUCUGACUUUAACUGGAGCACAGAUCUCGUCUCUUCCUCGAACCGUGUGCGCCCAGUUCCCUAACCUGCGAGUGCUAGAUCUAUCUUACAACCUGCUGGAAGAUUUGCCCAGUUUCUCAGGCUGCCAAAAGCUUCAGAAAAUAGACCUUCGACGCAACGGGCUCUGUGAGAUCAGAGUGGACACUUUCCAGCAGCUGCCUGCCCUCCGGUCGCUAAAUUUAGCUUGGAACAAAAUUGCCAUUAUUCACCCCAGUGCAUUUUCUACGUUGCCUUCUCUGAGAAAACUUGACCUGUCGUCCAACCGCCUGUCGUCCUUUCCUGUAACCGGGUUACGUGGUUUAACUCACUUAAAAUUAACAGGAAAUCAUGGCCUGCAGAGCUUGAUAUCAUCUGAAAACUUUCCAGAACUCAAGGUUAUAGAAAUGCCUUAUGCUUACCAGUGCUGUGCAUUUGGUGUGUGUGAGAGCGUCUAUAAAAUUUCCAGUCAGAGGAAUGAAGGUGACAACAGCAGCACAGGCGACCUUCACAGGAAAGAUGAGGGGAUGCUUCAAGUCCAAGAUGAGCGCGAUCUCGAGGACUUCCUGCUUGACCUUGAGGAAGACCUGCAGGCCCUUCACUCCGUACAGUGCUCACCUUCCCCAGGCCCCUUCAAACUCUGCGAAUACCUGUUGGGCAACUGGCUGAUCCGAAUUGGCGUGUGGACCAUCGCGGUUCUGGCCCUUACUUGCAAUGCCUUGGUGACCUCGACAGUAUUCGGAGCCCCGCUGCACCUCUCUUCCGUAAAACUGCUCAUUGGGUUAACAGCCAUGGUGAACAUGCUCACGGGGGCCUGCAGCGCGGUGCUGGCUGGCGUGGAUGCCGUCACCUUUGGCAGCUUUGCGCGGCAUGGUGCACAGUGGGAGCAGGGCGUCGGUUGCCAGGUCGUCGGGUUUUUGUCCGUUUUUGCUUCGGAAUCAUCUGUUUUCCUGCUGACUCUGGCAGCCCUGGAGCGUGGGUUCUCUGUGAAAUGCUCUGCAAAGUUUGAAAGGAAAGCCCCUUUUUCCAGCCUGAAAGCCGCCAUCCUGCUGUGUGCCAUGCUGGCGCUGGCCCUGGCCUCGGCCCCACUGCUGGGCGGCCGUGAGUACAGCACGUCCCCGCUCUGCCUCCCGCUGCCCUUCGGCGAGCCUGGCACCACGGGCUACGUGGUGGCCCUCGUCUUGCUCAACUCCUUCUGCUUCCUUGUGAUGACUGUGGCCUACACCAGGCUCUACUGCGGCCUGGAGAGGGGCGGCCGGGGCAGCGCCUGGGACUGCUGCAUGGUGAGGCACGUGGCGCUGAUGCUCUUCACCAACUGCGUCCUCCACUGCCCCGUGGCUUUCUUGUCCUUCUCCUCUUUACUGAACCUCACCUUUGUCAGCCCUGAGGUAACUAGGUUUAUCCUUCUGGUGAUCGUCCCGCUUCCUGCCUGUCUCAAUCCCCUUCUGUACAUCCUCUUCAACCCCCACUUUAAGGAGGAUCUGGGCAGCCUGGGAGAGCAAACCCGCCUUUGGACAAGAUCGAAACACACCAGCCUGAUGUCUGUGAACUCUGAUGAUGCCGAGAAGCAGUCCUGCAACUCCACCCAGGCCUUGGUGACCUUCCCCCGUGCCCGCAUGGCCUAUGACCUGCCCGCCGACUCCACAGUGCCACCAGCUCACCCAGGGCCUGAGAGCCGUCACCUCUCGUCUGUGGCAUUUGUCCCAUGUCUCUGAUUAAUUCGUGAAAGAAAAGUUUCCUAAAAUCGAAAAUCCAAAAAUGUGAGAUUGAGUACAUCUGAACAGUAACUGAAAAGAGCUGAGUUGAAACUUGAUUUUUUUUUUAAUCUCAGUGAGAAAAAGCUGAAAGCCUAUUGAUACUGGAGAAUGAAAAAUAAGUCUAAAUGCUGCCUGGAUAACUUGUUCAGCUAAGAGAGAGAUCAGUCACACUAUUUAGGUAAGCUAGAUUCUCAAAAAACAGAUUGAAAUGUUCAAGAACGAUUCUCCAUAAUUUCAUUUGAAUUCUUUUGAAACUCACCAAUCUAAUGAUUUGGGGCGGGGGACCACUUGUUUACCAAAGGGGUUUUAAACCAAAAACCCCCUUAACAGAUGUUUGGAGGUAUUAGGAAAACGAAAGUUCCAAGUGGCCUGCGUUACUGAGUGGAGGCUGUGGCAGUGGGAUCUCAGUGUACCGACCACGGGGACGUCCUCCCCUGCUUUCCUCAGAAAGGCUCCUUCCAGGCCGCCAAGCCUCCCCGCCCCAGCCCAGUGAGUGGAUAACAUAAGGUAUUAUUAAUUUGUUCAUAGUUCAUGUUUAGAAAUGCCAGGUUUUACGUGUCAGCACUAGAAGUUUCUACUCUCAGUAGAAUAAAACUGCUUACAACUAUGUGGAAAGGAAUGUGAACUUAAAUUCUUAAAUUGCCAUGAUGGCAGUCACGUACAGGCGAGCUUUGCCGUAUCUAAUUCAUUUUUAACUCCCUGGUGCCCAGAGCUCAGAAGAAAAGUCCAUUGCCGGCAGUGGAUGGACCUAGAAAAGAGGGUAGGCAACUUGGGAUUUUUUUUUCUGGGUGCACAUUUUUUGCAAGAGUUCUUAUUAGUUGAUUCAAGCUGAUGUGCAUCUUAAGGCAAUGAUCAAGUGCACAUGAAUUAAAUCACUGACAGCUUCUCACGUGUGUCUCUAGCAGCAGCCACGUCUGAAGACACUUUGGACUCAGCAGAGGCUUGGUACCAUGAGGCCCUGCUUAGUUAGCCUGGUGUCAGCUGUGUCGACCUACUUGGUGUCAGGAACAGGACUUCUCUGCUCAUUUCGUAUUUAAUACAUGUGUGAGGCAUUUUAAGAAGUGAAAUUAUUAAAUGCUGAAGGUCGAAGGAUGAAUUCUAACUUCUGAUAUACUACAGUGGCUUUAAUGCAUCCAAACCGAGAGACCGUUAGGUAGAUUUAUUUUUAUAUAAGCAUGUUUAUUUUGAUCAGAUGUUUUAAGUUGGAAUUGAAAACAAUACAUUUAUGAGAUGUUUUAUAAGAUGUGUAAAUAUAGAGCUGUAUUUAUUACUACGGUAAAGAUUCAGUGACACUAAGGACCAUGAUAAAAAGCCACGUACAGUGGCAUAUUCUUCCAUAUAUACUGUGUUUCUCUGCCCAUUUUCUUUACAUUCAUUAACUGUGUAUAAUAUAUGUAAAUAUACAGCACUUGUAAAUAGAUCCAAACUUUCUUUUCUAUUGGAUACAAAAUAAAAGAAAUUCGUAAUGAAA